Messenger RNA from Penicillium bovifimosum, 1083 nucleotides. RefSeq names its product tyrosinase family protein. The transcript is spliced from 4 exons. Bases 1 to 1083 code for a protein of 360 amino acids. NCBI's taxonomy places the organism in Eukaryota, Fungi, Ascomycota, Eurotiomycetes, Eurotiales, Aspergillaceae. The record is from RefSeq and is a predicted model, not a curated record. Gene Ontology annotation, molecular function: oxidoreductase activity.
AUGGUUGCUUUUUACCAGUCUUGGUUGGUUGUGUUGGGGUUGUUGGCGGUGGUCGAUUCCUCUCUCAUUGAUAUUUCGCUCGAUGGCCAGUUGUGUGGAGAUUACAACACUGCUAUACGAAAGGAAUGGGGAGAGUUGAAGCGAGCUGAGCGCAUCGACUAUACAGAUGCGGUGCUGUGCAUGCAACGGCAGCCUCAGCAUCUUCCAAGAGAAGAGUAUCCAGGAGUGCGCAACCGGUUCGAUGACUUUGUGGCAACCCACAUCAAUUACACACUCAGCGUCCACUACAGCGGUCUGUUCCUCCCGUGGCAUCGUCACUUCCUCUGGCUCUGGGAGACAGCCCUGCGAGACGAGUGUGGCUACUCUGGAUAUCUCCCGUACUGGGACUGGCCAUUAUGGUCGGAGAAUCUCAAGGCCAGUCCUCUCUUCGACUGCAGCGAUAGCUCCCUCUCCGGCGACGGAGAACCCAACCCAGGCGAACAAAGCAUCCAUGGGGGUACAGUAACUCUACCCCCGGGCACCGGAGGCGGCUGUGUCCGCUGCGGCCCCUUCAAAGACAUGGAAAUCCACCUAGGCCCGUUCGACCGCAACAUCGUCUCCUUCAAUGAGAUCCCGGCCCCAGGCUUCGACUACAACCCGCGCUGCUUCAACCGCAGUCUCAACAACUUCGUCAGCAUGAACUACGAUAACGAGACCAUCGUCGAUCGUCUGCUCGCAGCGACCGACAUUGCCGAUUUUCAAACCGUCAUGGACCACUGGCCCGCGCGGCCAGACGGGGUCUUGGGCGCACACGGGGGAGGCCAUUUCAGUCUCGGCGCAACCCUCCAAGACCUGUUCUCGUCGCCUCAGGACCCGGCGUUCAUGCUGCACCAUGCAAUGAUCGAUCGGUUGUGGAGUAUUUGGCAAGGUCAGGAGGAGUCGCAUCGGUACGCGCUCAAUGGGACGAGCACGAUCCUAAACCCGCCGAAUGGGACGAUUGUCACACUGGAUACGGUGAUGGAAUUCGGGGUUCUUGGUCGGCCUCGGUCGGUCGGCGAAACUAUGGAUCCCGGCCGAGAUGGGUACUGCUAUUCAUAUACUUGA